Molecule: messenger RNA, 537 nt
Organism: Parasteatoda tepidariorum (common house spider)
Lineage: Eukaryota; Metazoa; Arthropoda; Arachnida; Araneae; Theridiidae
Source: RefSeq, a predicted model, not a curated record
GGUAACAUCUCGCUCGCUGGAGAAAAUUCUGGAUAACAGCUGAGAUUAUAAAAUGAAGCGCUGCUAUGUUUUGACAGAUCAGAGAUCAUAGCGUGAUAGUUGGCUGUCAAAUUUCAUCCAGUGAAUUUGUUGCUGUGCUGUUUAAAAGCGAAUCUUUUGGAGCUAUUGUUCAUUUCUUCGCUUGUUUACUUUGAAAAUGGCCUACUCUCUAUUGCCUUUGUUAUCCCGUCGCUCUUGGUGGGAUAGUUUUGAUUAUCCAGCAACACUUCUUGACCAAAACUUUGGAAUGGGUCUGAUGGAUUCUGAUUUAUUGCCACCACGUCUCUAUCGUGGAUAUUUGCUUCGACCCAGGACCCAGCUGAACUUAGAUUCUUCUGGACAGUCUGAAGUAAAGAACGAUAAAGAUAACUUCGAGGUGAAAUUGAAUGUUAGCCACUUCAAGCCUGAUGAAAUAAGUGUGAAAACUGUUGAUAAUACUGUUGUUAUUCACGGAAAGCACGAAGAAAAGACCGAUGAACACGGAUUCAUUACCAGAGA